This is a messenger RNA of Nycticebus coucang (slow loris), 1401 nucleotides long. RefSeq names its product glycolipid transfer protein (gene GLTP). The record is from RefSeq and is a predicted model, not a curated record. Gene Ontology annotation, cellular component: cytosol; cytoplasm; membrane. The transcript has 5 exons. Gene Ontology annotation, molecular function: ceramide 1-phosphate transfer activity; ceramide 1-phosphate binding. Lineage: Eukaryota; Metazoa; Chordata; Mammalia; Primates; Lorisidae. The coding region runs from base 152 to 781 and encodes 209 amino acids. Gene Ontology annotation, biological process: ceramide transport; intermembrane lipid transfer.
GGGAGCUGCGCGGGCGGAAGUGGCGACGCUGGCUUCCCUAGAACCUGAGGAAGGCGGUGGUGACGGCCCCGGCGGUGACGGCGGCGGCCCGGGGGGCGGCGUGGACGCCCGCGGGGCGGGCUGGGGCAUUACCGCCGGCCUCGAUCCGGAAAUGGCGCUGCUGGCCGAGCACCUGCUGAAGCCGCUGCCCGCGGACAAGCAGAUCGAGACCGGGCCCUUCCUCGAGGCAGUGUCCCAUCUGCCGCCCUUCUUUGAUUGCCUUGGGUCCCCAGUGUUUACUCCCAUCAAGGCAGAUAUAAGUGGCAACAUCACGAAAAUCAAAGCUGUGUAUGACACCAACCCAGCCAAGUUCCGAACCCUGCAGAACAUCCUAGAAGUGGAGAAAGAAAUGUAUGGAGCAGAGUGGCCCAAAGUGGGAGCCACACUGGCGCUGAUGUGGCUGAAAAGAGGCCUUCGCUUCAUCCAGGUCUUCCUCCAGAGCAUCUGUGACGGGGAGCGGGAUGAGAACCACCCCAACCUCAUCCGCGUUAACGCCACCAAGGCCUACGAGAUGGCCCUCAAGAAGUACCACGGCUGGAUUGUGCAGAAGAUCUUCCAGGCAGCACUGUACGCAGCCCCCUAUAAGUCCGACUUCCUGAAAGCGCUCUCCAAGGGGCAGAACGUGACUGAGGAGGAGUGUCUGGAGAAGAUCCGCCUUUUCCUGGUGAACUACACGGCCACCAUCGACGUCAUCUAUGAGAUGUACACCAAGAUGAAUGCUGAGCUCAACUACAAGGUGUAGGCACGCCCAGCUAUGGGCUCGCCCCAACACAUGGCCACUUGCAGAAAGGCAAACCCGAUCACUGUGAAUCAAGCCGCUGGGCUGCCUUGGCCUGCAUCCCCCAGAGCUGCCAGGGUCCUGCCGGGGUCUACAGGGGAUGGCCCCGUUUUUUUUUAAAGUCAUCUUUUUCUGGUCUAUGCUAAUGGAGCAAUAAAUAACGAUCUUCCAAAUCUCUUCUGAAUUUCACAAACAGCUUAGACUGACUUUAUACCUUCAUUUCAGUGUGGUAAAAGUCGAUUAACGUUUCUAAUAAAUCAAGUCCUAGGGUUUUUUGGUUUUUUUCCAACAAUGAACAUGGCUCUGGGGAAAUGACAUCAUCCGCCUCACUUUAAAAAUAAGCACAUGUCCUCCUGAGGAUCUCACUGAAUGAUGUUUUGGGUAUUUUAACGACUAUGAAGAAUUUGAUUUGAAAUUAUGCAGGACUCCUAUUGUGGGUUUUUUAAAAAAGCAAACUGGUGUGUGUGCUCAUGUGGUUGGCACAGCCCAACCACUAUCAUUAUAAACCCUGUUCUCUCUGUCUUUUGCCAGACAGUUUUUUUUUUUUAGUUGAAAUCAACCAGCAAACCUUUGAUGACCAAGAG